AUGGCUGCUGAAAGCAAGGGAAAAUGGGCCGAUAGCAAUUCGGACGACUUAUCAUCCAGCGACGGUGAUGAUAAAGUUAAUACUUGCUUCACAGCUAAGAAAGAAUAUGAGAUAAAUCAAGAUAAAAAUAUUGUUGAUGAUGACGUUGAUGAUAUUAAUAAUGAUGUUGAUGACGAAUCAAAUAACGAAGAUGAUGUUAACAAGAAUAUCAUAGAAGAAUAUAAUACAGUUGAUGAUAUUGAUAAUGAUGUUGAUGACCAGUAUAUGAAAGAUAUUCUCAAUGAUUUGUAUCCCAACAUUCAAAACUCUAGUUCUGAAGAUCCGGUUGACGACGAUAAAACAUUAUACAAAUUGUUGGAUGAUUCAAAACAGCCUUUUUAUGAAGGUUCUUGA
Molecule: messenger RNA, 393 nt
Organism: Impatiens glandulifera
Lineage: Eukaryota; Viridiplantae; Streptophyta; Magnoliopsida; Ericales; Balsaminaceae
Product: coiled-coil domain-containing protein 1-like
Exons: 3
Coding region: 1-393 (130 amino acids)
Source: RefSeq, a predicted model, not a curated record